UUUAUGUGGGAAUUUUCUAUUCUAUAUGAAAUGUCAAUGCUUUUAUCCAACUGGGUCACAUCGUUGCAUUAAAGUACAUUAUUAUACAUCCCUGGAGUAGUCAACAAACAGCUGUUUGCUUUUGAUUGUUUACAACCGCACAAAUUAAAUAGAAAAUGCAUUUAAAUCUUAGAAGCGUAGACUGAUUAAUCUUAUAUUUUAAGUCAAUGUACCCCUUUUAUGUACCCUAGAAAAAGGAAACCAAAAUUACUAAUAUGACCAAAAAGAUUUUAAUGGUGUGCAUGGGCAACAUUUGUCGUUCCCCCAUGGCAGAGGCAAUAAUGCGAAGAGCUCUUGAACGUACAAAGGCAACCGAUGAAUGGUUUGUUGAUAGCGCUGCCCUGGUUGGUUACCAUAGUGGUUGCUUGCCCGAAGAGCGUGCAUUAGAUGUUUUACAAAAACAUGGCAUAACCUACAGCAAAGAAGCUCGGGUUAUAAGACCUGACGAUUUUCUAGAGUUUGAUUUUAUUUUUGGUAUGGAUUCAGAUAAUGUGGCAGAAUUAAAGAAAAUAUCACCUUCUAAUUGUAAAGCAAAAAUAAUGCUAUUGGGUACAUACGGCUUGGCUGAAACGGAGAAGAACAUACAUGAUCCUUACUAUUUUUUAGGUGAAGCACCAUUUGAGGAAGUUUACGAGAAGUGUGUGGUAGCCUGUAAUGCUUUUAUACAGGAUGUUGUUUUAAAAAACCCGAGUUGCAGCUGAAAAAGAUGUAAUCUAACGGAAACAACGAGGAACAAAUGCUGAAAAAUAUUACUUAAACAUUUUUGACUUUGAAGAAGAAACUUUAAUCUAAGUACUGAACAGAAAUAUGAAUGAUGUUGAAGUUAA
Messenger RNA from Stomoxys calcitrans (stable fly), 866 nucleotides. Its product is annotated as low molecular weight phosphotyrosine protein phosphatase 2. Bases 255 to 740 code for a protein of 161 amino acids. The transcript is spliced from 3 exons. The record is from RefSeq and is a predicted model, not a curated record. Gene Ontology annotation, biological process: protein dephosphorylation. Gene Ontology annotation, molecular function: acid phosphatase activity; non-membrane spanning protein tyrosine phosphatase activity. Lineage: Eukaryota; Metazoa; Arthropoda; Insecta; Diptera; Muscidae. Gene Ontology annotation, cellular component: cytoplasm.